This is a messenger RNA of Penaeus monodon (black tiger shrimp), 594 nucleotides long. RefSeq names its product ADP-ribosylation factor-like. The record is from RefSeq and is a predicted model, not a curated record. The transcript has 4 exons. Gene Ontology annotation, biological process: vesicle-mediated transport; intracellular protein transport. Gene Ontology annotation, cellular component: cytoplasm. Gene Ontology annotation, molecular function: GTP binding; GTPase activity. Lineage: Eukaryota; Metazoa; Arthropoda; Malacostraca; Decapoda; Penaeidae. Bases 1 to 594 code for a protein of 197 amino acids.
AUGGGAGCCUUGUGGACCCGGAUCCUCAGCCCGAUCCUCAGCUCCCGCUCCUGCAGGAUUCCCAUGCCCCUCCCUCACUUCCCCGUCGGCCUCGACGCCGCGGGGAGGACCGCGAUCCUCUGCAAGCUGAAGUUGGGCCACGUCAUGUGCACGAUUCCCGCCACGAGCGCCUUCCGGCCAGGCUUCAGCGGGGAGACCGUCGAGUGCGAGGGCGUCCGCCUCACGCUGUGGGACAUGGGCGGCCAGGCGAGGCUGCGGCCUCCGUGGAGGCUCUUCUGCCGGAGCUUCAGCGCCGUCGUCUACGCGGUGGACAGCAGCGCCGGCGAGAGGCUGCAGGAGGCCAGGGAGGAGCUGGAGGCCGUGGUGAGUGCUGAGGAGGCCUUCGGGAUGCCUUUUCCCUUUCGCGGCGGGGCUUCCCUGCGGGUGGUGGCCAACCAGCGGGACCUUCCCGGGGCGCUGUACGUGCAGCAGGUGCGCGAGGGCCUCGACCUGCGGCGGCACGGCCGGCCCUGGCACGUGCAGCCCACGUGCGCCGUCACGUCGGAGGGCGUGCACGAGGCCCUGGCCUGGCUGGCCAGGGAGGUGGCCAAGUGA